AUGAUGUUGAAGAAGCAAUCUCAUCUCUUGUCCUUCUCCCUUGCAAUACUAAUUUCUCUUUUGUAUUCCACCACCACUACUUUAUCCCAAUUAUCACCAGCUGCUGCUCCAAUACAACCUACACUACCUUCCCCCACCACGCCAGCUGCAUCUCCCAAACCAUUGGUACCUUCAUUACCGGAAUCACCUAGUGACUCCACACCUGACACCACAGCGGUUGACAUAGUUGGAAUCCUGAGAAAAGCCAAGUCAUUCAACGUCCUACUCCGACUCAUGAAAACAACUCAAUUGAUCAACCAACUCAAUUCGCAACUAUUGACUACAAAAACAGGCGGAUUAACAAUUCUCGCACCAGAUGACAGCGCGUUCUCAGAACUCAAAGCAGGAUUCCUUAACUCUCUUUCUGAUGGACAGAAACUCGAGCUCUUACAGUUCCACGUUAUUUCCGACUACGUAUCAAGCUCUAAUUUCGAUAUUCUAACCAACCCAGUGAGAACACUUGCUGGAGCCAAACCAGGAAAGGUGGAACUGAACGUUGUGAGUUACGGUGGAAGUGUGAACAUAUCAACAGGUGAAGUGAACACUACAAUCAGUGGUAUUAUAUAUACUGAUAAACAUCUUGCUAUCUAUAAAGUUGGCAAAGUGCUGCUUCCUAUGGAUUUCUUUUCAGUCGCUAAGGCACCCAAGAAGGGACCGGCUUUGGCUCCGGAGCCUUCGGCACUGACUCCAAAAGCUGAAAAGCAAAAGCCACUAUCACCAGAUUCCUCUGAUUCAUCUCAAGCUAAGCCCUCAAAUGAUAACUCUAGUACUGUAAAAAUCAAUGCGUAUGGAAAGUGGAUAUCUUUUUUUCUUGGAGCAGUUAUGUUAACUUCAUUUUCUGCAUAA
This is a messenger RNA of Vicia faba (fava bean), 885 nucleotides long. The record is from the annotation of a GenBank genome assembly. Lineage: Eukaryota; Viridiplantae; Streptophyta; Magnoliopsida; Fabales; Fabaceae.